This is a messenger RNA of Durusdinium trenchii, 879 nucleotides long. The record is from the annotation of a GenBank genome assembly. Lineage: Eukaryota; Dinophyceae; Suessiales; Symbiodiniaceae.
AUGGCCUUGGACGUGCUGAGUGCUGGGCUGGGCGCCGCAGUGACGGACAGCAUCUUUAACCCCUUGGCCAUGAUCACAGUGCGUCUUCAGGUGGAUCGCGAGCGGGUCUUGUACAAGAGCUUCGGGCAAAGCUUGCGGCAGAUUUUCCACGAGGAGGGCCUUGUGGGCUUGUGGACACCGGGCUUGGUGGCCACCUGGAUGCGCGCCUUCACACAGACAGGCCUCAGAGUGGGGCUCUACCCCAGGGUGAAGGCCUUCUACGGUGACACCGGCGGCCUGGCGACGAAGCUCGCGUCUGGCGCGUCCACGGGCGCUUUGGGCGCAGGUCUGGCCAACCCCAUUGAUUUGGUCCGGGUGCGUUUCCAAGGCGAGUCUGGUGCCCUGACACAGUGCGGCACCUAUGCCAGCGGCCUGCGGUCGGGGCACAAGCCACGGCAUGCCAACACCUUGCGCGCUUUCCUUGACAUUUUCCGAGAGGAGGGUCUCGCAGGGCUUUGGCGCGGGGCGCCCGCAAACGUGGCCCGAGCGGGGCUUUUGUCAGCUGGGCAGCUGGCCAGCUAUGACCAAACGAAGCAGGUUGCUCUAAAGGCCGGAUGGACUGAUGGCCCCCGCCUGCACUUGUGCUCCUCGUGCUUCUCUGGCUUGGUCGCACAGGUGGCCUGCAUGCCGGCAGACGUGGUGAAGACACGGCUACAAAGUGGAGGACGUCAUUACAGGGGCGUUCUGCACUGCCUCAGCCUCAUGCUUCGCCACGAGCCGAUCCUGGCCUUCUACCGUGGCUUUGGCCCGGCGGCGGGGCGUCAAGUGCCAGUGAUGGCAGUACAGAUGCCCAUUGUGGAGUACAUCCGGAAGCACCUUUUCGGUUUGGAGUACUUGUAG